This is a messenger RNA of Tetrahymena thermophila SB210, 5544 nucleotides long. RefSeq lists its product as hypothetical. Gene Ontology annotation, molecular function: protein binding. The transcript has 16 exons. The record is from RefSeq and is a predicted model, not a curated record. Gene Ontology annotation, cellular component: cytoplasm. NCBI's taxonomy places the organism in Eukaryota, Ciliophora, Oligohymenophorea, Hymenostomatida, Tetrahymenidae.
AUGAUUUUCUAAUAAUAAAGUUAGUUGCAGAGAAAUAACAGUGGUGUUAUUACAUAGCUAACACUUGAUGAGAUUAAUAGGAUAUAUGAUUCAAGAAAAAAGAUUGAUUUAAAAAAACUGGAAUUUUAGUCAGAUAAUUAUAAAUUAGUUACUAUCAAUGGGAUAAGCUAAUUUCCUAAUUUAGCAAAAGUUAGUCACAUCAAUUUAGAGAGUAAUGAGUUAAAAAAUAUAAAUGAACUUUCAGAAUUUCCUGAGCUCGAAUACUUAAAUGCUAGCUACAAUAAAAUAGAAAGCUAUGAACUCAAAACGCCAAAAUUAAAAAAGUUAUAUUUGAGUCACAAUUAUAUAAAGUAGAUAUUUCAUUCAGCAGAUUACUUUUUGAAUUUAAUUGUAUUAGAUGUCUCACACAAUAAUAUUACCUUAAUCACAGAAGAACAAAUAAUAGGAUUUAAAGUAUUGAAGAAAUUCUAUUUUUAGCAUAAUAAAGUACAGUUUAGAGACUCAUCUGUUUUACAUUAGCUAUUGAUAGGUUUAUCUCAACUUUAAAAUUUAGAAGAAGUAAAUGCUUUAAAUAACCCUUUUAUUGACACAUACAAAUCAAGCGAAUGGCCUAAUCGCUUAGCAUAUUAUAUGAUGACUGAAAAUUUAAGAGCUCUAAAAAUUAAUGAGUUAGAAUAUAAACCUUCUUAGUACAACACUCUUCUAAAAAAUUUAAAAAAUUUAGAAAACAUGUAUGAUGGAAAGAAGAAACCUUCUAAAAAUGUAGACGAAAAGGAUAUCAUCCAGGUGCAAGACAUGGUUGAUUAGAUUGAAAAUUGCAACAACAAUCCUGUUUAGUGCUUUACUUACUUGCAAAGAUUAAGCGAAGAUGUUGAUAAAUUAAUAUAAAAUCCACUUAAUUGGACUAAGACAUUCUUUUCCAAAAUACCUGUGGAGCAAAUUAGUAUUAGAAAAUAAAUAGAUGAGUUCUUGUAGAACUGUUUGUUAUUUUUGAAUACACAACAAUCUCACGCUAAGAAUUUGCUAUAUCCUCUUGCUAAAAUGACUAAAAUCACCACAAAUGACUUUGGAUAAAAGUGUUUCGAAGUGAUUAACGAAGUAGCAAAGACAUCCGAUAGAUCUUAAAGCGAUCUUAAAAAGAUUCUGAGAGAAAUAUGUUUCAAAUAUACGUAUAAAAGAGACUUGGAGAAAGUACCUUUACAUGUGAUUAGAGGAUUAAUUGAAACAGUUAAAAUUUUCGAAGAACCCUUUAUUCAUAACUAAGUUCAUCUGUCUAGAGUUAACUGCUGGCUUGACUAAAUGGUUGUUAGGUAUUCUUAAAAUACGUUUGUCAUAUAGAAUAAUAUUUACCAAAUAGAUGAAAGCAUUUUAGAAUUUCUUUCAUUGAUUUGCAAAGAGCCAGAAAAGGUUAAGCUGUUUUGCAAAAAGACAACAAAUGAAUUCUUAGAUGAAAAUUUUGGUAAAAAUGAAGGAUAAAAUAUGAUAGUCACUCAUGACGAGGAAGAAGAAUAAGACAAAAAAAAUAAUGAAGAAGAUGAAAGAAAUGACUAAUAAGAAGAAGACGAAAAUGAAGAUAACUAAAUCAACUUUUUCGAUAGAUUAAUUUAUUUAUUUAGUAUAAUAGUCAAUUCUAAAUACAGUACCUAGUAUAUUAAUUGUCUUCAGAUAUUUUACAAUGCAUGCUAAUGCGAUGAAGAAGUCGGUUAAAAAGUUGCAGAGUAAUUUUUAAACACCAGAUCCAAAAAUAUCAAUUUCAUGCAAAUAUUGGAAGACGAAAUUGCAAAUUACCUCAGAAUCCUAAAGCAAGGAAAUAACACCCUUAAUGAUGGAUAAAAAUCCAUUUCUAAAGAAGAAUUAGCCAAUAGAUACUUAAAGUUUUCUGAACUUAUUAAAACUUAUGGAGCUAUCUAUCAUUAUCACGAAUUUAAGAAGAAAGAACUCCAAGAAUAAAGUGGAAUAUUGCAUGAUCUUUUGCUUAUUGUUUCUUUGGAGUUUGUGGAUCCUAUUUUACUUGCAGCAAUUUGUGAAUUCACUAGAAAUUUGCUUGAUAACAAAACAAUUGUACAAAAUAAAGAAAAUUUAAAUACUAUUAAAUCCAAGACUUAAAAAUUGGGAUAGCUACUUUCUUAUUUAGGUGAUACAAAAUAUGAAUAACUCUGCAAAUAUUUAGGCCUUAAUGCUGUAAAUUUGAUGCACUAAAAUGACGAAAGAAUAUAAAGUCUAAUCAGGGAAAUUGUUCUUUUGUUUAAAUGGUUUAGUGAAAAAUAGACUAAAUGGUAGAAUUAAAAUUAAGGAGAAAAAAAGAAAUAAGAUUUUGAGUUAGAAUACGAAUCAGUUUCUUCCUUUCUUGAAUAAUAAGGUAGAGAAAAUAACCUAUUCAAAUGCUUGGCAAUACCAAAUGAUGAUGUUAGACUUGUUAUCGUUGAGUGUUUAAUGACUAUGCCUAUUGAAUAGUGGAAAUCUCAGUAAAUUUGCGUUUUGUUUAAUAUUGCAAAUGGAUAUAAAAGCUUAGGUGCAGGAAAAACUGAAAAAGUUUUAUCAAAUAUUUUCAUGAUUGCAAGCAAAUUUUGCAUCUUAAGUGAUGAAAAGAAAUCAAAAGACUUUGAAAUAAUUUAUGCAGAAAACUCAGUUCUGGAUGUCUAAAAAGUACUUCUCAUAGAUAUGGAAAGAGAUUUAAGAGAGGACCCAGAUGAAGAACAAGAAAAAAUUGAACUGGCAAUAGCUUGUGUUAAUUUCUUGAUUUCUUUGAGCGCUAAAUUUGAAUUGAGAAAGCUUGCUAAAUCUUAGCAAAUAGGAACAACUUUAAAAAAAGUUCUUCUAUUAGAAGAAGAGUAUUUGCCUGAUAGUGCCAUCCCGAUUGAAAUAGAAAGAACUUGGGCAGGAAGGUUCUUGCAUUAUAUUUUACCUAUAUUAUAAGGUAAAGACUCUCUCUACCCCUAUAGCUAUAUAUCCUUUAGAAUCCUAUGUAGAAUUGCUGAUAACUUAUAAAGAAAAGGAGAAGAAUAAGCGGAGGACCUUAAAGAAUUUGAUUAUUUAUAUAAAUAUGAAGAAAUUUACAAGAAAAAAUACAAGAGGUUUUAAGAGCGUAAGAGCAAUGAGUUGAAGCUAUGGGAUUAAUUAAAAGAAAUAGAAGUAUAAUAAGAUUAAUCUCAAUUGUAUCUUGAUGAUGUUGAGUAUGCAAAAGAGAUUUAAUAAGUCAUGAACUGCAAUCUUAUUUAGGUACUAAUCAAUUUUUUAAUUGGAAAUAACCAGUCUCAAAAGUCAAUGGUCUUGGAGUCUGAUUUGAAAAUGCAAUUUUAAGAGCUAUAACUUGAAUAUGAGUUCAAAGAGCAAAUGCUUUCAAUUAUAUACAAACUUAGAGAUAAAAUCUUUCACAGCAAAACUGACUAAAUAGACGACUUAGAAUUAGAUUUAAAUUUUAAAAAAGGAGAACUUUCCAAGAAAGAUAGAGAAUUGCUUUACAGCAAAUCUCACAGAGAUUUGAUUACAAAAGGAUAUAUAUUGCUUCAUAAUGAAAUUGAUGAAUAAAAGAUUUAAGAUCAUCUUGAUUAGGCCAUUCAAUAGCCUAUUGUUUCUGCUUAGCAAUAUAAUAUGAAAAAUGCUUCUAAUGUUAAAAAAUAGUUUUUACAUCAAGAUCAUGCUUAGGAAGAACUUUUAGAAAAUUUUGAAGAGGAAAAAGUUAAGAAAAAGUCAAAGAAAAGCAAACUAAAAAAUAUUAGAGCAACUUCUUAAGUGCCAAAAAAGCUUAGAGUUUUGAUGGUUAGCAGUCUGUUGAGAUGCAUUUACGCUUUAUGCAUUAACUCAGACAAACAAACAAAAAAAUAAAUCACAACAGUCCUAGAGGCAAAAGCUAAUAUAAAAAAUUUAACCUGCUUGUGUGAUUGGGCUGGUUGGAGUGAAGGGAAUAUAGCAGCAAAGUAUCUCUGGAUAAUUAACUUUAUUUUAGAUUAAAGCCAAGAAAGUAGAAAGAUAGAAUAUAUUUAUAACUAUGAAAUUAUAGCCAAAGUUUGUCAUAGAAUAACUAAAAUUAUUGAAAGAAAGCUCUUAGAGGAUGAAAAAAGUCCUAUAUCAGAAGAUGAUAAGAUUAUUAUGAAAGAGUUGUGCAGUGCUUUAAGCACAAUGAUGCAAAAUAUAUGCAAAUUUAAUUGGAAUAGCUUAAUAACAGAUGAAGGAAAUCCAGAUGACAAAAAAGAUAGCACCAACAAGAAAAUAGAUAAAUUGCCAAAAGAAGAGCUUGAAUAAUUCUUGCUGAAGUGUAACUUAAUAUGCACAGAAACUCUCUUAUUGAAGAUCCUCCCAUUUUAAUAGUUUAAAACUUUUAUAAGCAUAGCUUGUUUUUUUAUGAAAUCUUCAACUGAAUUUGCAAAAAAGGUGGAAUCACCAUUAGAAAUUUCAACUAGAGAAUUAGUAAUGAUUUCACUUUCAAAUCUAAUAGGCACUUACAUUUGUGGUAUUAAUUCAAAGAGACAAGAUGUAAUGAGAAUUUUCACAUAUGCAGAGGUCUUUGAAAAGAAAGUUAUCAGAAAGUCUUAUCUACAAAAUAUCCUAGACAUUUGUUCUUAUAAGAGCUUCGAAUUUAUUUUGGAAAAAAUAAUAGAGGCAGAAAAUAAAUAAGAAGGAAGAUCAAACAAACUUUUAUGUGCAUUCCAUAUUCAUUAUCGAGAUGUAAAUAUGGGGAAGUAUUAGAAUGGAUUUUUAGUAAGGUUAAAGCAAGAUAUUAGAAUAUACAAAUAUGAUAGAAAUACAUUUUUAAACACUUUAGAGAGUGCUGAUAUCAGUUUAUUUAAAAAAAUAAGCAGAGUUAGAUUUAUAAGAGAAUCGGAUAUAGAUGAAUGUCUUACUGCAGAGACACAUCAAAGGAUAAUAUUAAAAAUGGGAAGUGAAUUCUUAAAUGUUCUAUUUUUGAAUGAAAAGUAAGGGGAUAUUUUCUUAAGGACGAUAAAGAAUAAAACUCGUAAAGAUACAUUCAUUGCUGAGGCUCUUGCAUACAGAUUAAACAGCAUUAAUUAAAAAGAUAAAGGUGCUAAAAAUCAGCAAUAACAUAUUAAAAACUAUCUGCAAUGGGUAUGUGUGAAUCCUGAAUUGCCUUAAGACAGAGAUAAUGAAACAAAUAUUUAGAAUAAAACUCUCAUAUUACUAGAUAAUUAACAAAUACUUUUCUUUUAAGAAAAUUAGAAGCAUUGGAUUUACCUUCAAAAUAGAGAAGGAAUGUAGCUAGAGCUUGAGCAAACUAAUAAUACACCUGCAGCAGGAAAAAGUAAGAAGUCAAAAUCAUAAAGCUAGGUUUCAAUAUACAAUGAGCAAUAGCUUAAUAAGAUAUAAAAUUACUUCUAGCCUGUAUUUGAGCCAAUAAAAAUAAACUCUUAGAUAAAGCAAGUUAUUUAUGAUCAAACAAUAGUCACAUAGGUGAUGAUUAAAACAGCGAAAGUUUACAAGUUGCUCUUCAUGGGGGAUGAAGAAAGAGAAAACUUUAGAAGCCACAUGAUACUAAGAAUAAAUAAUUUAACAAAGUGGAACCAGAGAUUUGACAAAGUAGAAAUUUGA